This is a messenger RNA of Symbiodinium sp. CCMP2592, 924 nucleotides long. NCBI's taxonomy places the organism in Eukaryota, Dinophyceae, Suessiales, Symbiodiniaceae. The record is from the annotation of a GenBank genome assembly.
AUGAGUUUGAUUGUCACUGGAACCAUCGGGAUCGACACCGUCGAAACACCAGAAGCCGGACGCCGCGAGGAACUCCUCGGCGGCUCCGCGGUGUACUUCUGUGCCGCAUCGUCUUUCUACACCAAGCCCCGUCUCGUUGCUGUCGUCGGAGACGAUUUCCCCGAGCCCUUCAUGGACACGCUCAAGUCCUUCGAUGCCGUGGACCUGACAGGUCUCGAAGUCCGCAAGGGGUCCAAGACCUUCCGCUGGGGUGGCAAGUACCACGACGACAUGGACCACCGCGACACGCUGUUCACCGAACUCGGCGUCCUCGAAGAAGCACCGCCGGUCGUCCCCGAGUCAUUCAAAGACUCGAAAGUCGUCUUCCUCGCAAACUCCCAUCCGAUGGUCCAGCUCGGGAUGCUCGAGCAGCUCGAUAGCCUCGACCUCUCCGUCGUGGACACGAUGGACCUCUGGAUCGACAUCGCCAAACCCGAACUCACCAACCUGCUCGGGAAGGUCGAUGGACUCGUGCUCAACUUCGACGAAGCGGAGCAGUACACCGGACACCGCAACCCAGUCGCGGCAGGCAAGCACCUGCUCGAACUCGGACCACGCUUCGUCGUGAUCAAGAAAGGCGAGCACGGCUGCAUCCUCGUCCACCGCGACGGACUCUGCGCCCUCCCAGCGUACCCAACCGAGCACGUCGUCGAUCCAACAGGAGCCGGUGAUUCUUUCGCCGGCGGAUUGAUGGGACGCCUCGCAUCCCGAGGCGGACACGACCUCGGAUCAUUCGAAUCCGUCCGCGACGCGCUCGCGCACGGCACCAUCAUCGCGUCCUUCAACGUCGAGUCCUUCUCGCUCGAACGCAUGCAGUCGAUCACCCGCAAGGAUGUCCACGACCGCUACGACCAGUACGCCGCGAUGAUGCGAUUCAGUGAAUAA